Messenger RNA from Drosophila eugracilis, 1411 nucleotides. Its product is annotated as E3 ubiquitin-protein ligase MARCHF5. NCBI's taxonomy places the organism in Eukaryota, Metazoa, Arthropoda, Insecta, Diptera, Drosophilidae. Gene Ontology annotation, molecular function: zinc ion binding. The coding region runs from base 311 to 1279 and encodes 322 amino acids. The transcript has a single exon. The record is from RefSeq and is a predicted model, not a curated record.
GGAUAAUAUAUAAUAUUACACCUAUAAGGGAUGUUAAUAUAUGUUAUAAAAAAGUAAUUUCACUCAAGUAAAUGACACUUGAGUUAAGCUAUCAAAAAGCAGGCCAUUUGCCAUUCGUCAUAUGCCAAUCUAAAAUCAUGGAAUUUAGUGUAGCUUUUGAAUGUAAAAUCUACAGAUGAAUUACUCCUAACUAAAUCAGCCAAGUUGCUACCUUCAGGCACUUGAACAAAAUUUCACUUCCUCCGCUUGGAGAUUGAAUCCUUAGAUCCUUAGAUCGUUGGUCAUCAUCAUCAACAUCAUUGGCAUAACGAUGAUGCACCAGCGUUUCCGGACGAGGGUCCAAUCACCAUUACGCAAUCGACGUCGCCGCUUAAGGAGCGGAUUAGAGCCGUCUUCCGGAAGUCCCGAGGAUGACAAAAUGUGCUGGAUUUGUCUUUCAGGUGAUGAGGAUCAGCAUCGCCGAGAUUGGCUGUUCCCUUGCCGAUGCCGUGGUACCAAUAAAUGGGUUCACGAAUCGUGUCUGAAUCGUUGGAUCGAUGAGAAACAAUUAAUGGCACCUGAUGUUCCGGUGACAUGCAACCAAUGCCGUACGGAGUAUAUCAUAGUGAUGCCGCCGAUGUGCCGCUUUGAUGCACUAUUGGAGCGACUGGAUAAGUGCUAUGAACGUUUGUGCCCCAGUGUCCUUAUGGGAAUCCUGGCUGCCACUGUCUACUUCUCGGCCGUAACCUACGGAGCAUUGACUUUGCUGGAACUCGCCGGCUAUGAGACGGGCAUGAAGCUGCUCCAAGAGGAUUCCACUUUGCUAAUGAUCCUGCUACCAUCUGUGCCAACCGUCUUGAUCCUAAGCAGGAUGAUCCAUUGGGAUGAUGCACUUAUUCGCUGGCUGCGACGUCACAAUCGCGUGAGUAUUCCCGCCGAUCAGUUGGAUCCUUUGGGCGAACCACUCCCAGGUGCUCCCCUGGAUGAUGAAUACUUUGAUCAAUUGGAACGCGAGCAUCCGCCCUCUGAUAGCCCAUUGGGAAGUGGCUUUGGCUCGGAGAGCCUGGGACGCGUCUCCACCAGCUUUUGUGUCGCCCUCAGUCUUCCCACAGCUUCUGUGGUUCUGGGAAAGUGUUUGUUUGGUGGCGUCUAUAAGGAAAACAAACUGAUGGGCAUCAUCAUGGGCGGAAUGACCUUUUUGGCGAUCAAGGGAUUGGCCAGUGUUUAUUUGAGACAAUCGCAAUAUCAACAGAGACGCCAUCGUUUUGUAAGGGACUAUGCUCCGGAAAGUGUAACAUAACCCGCCCGUCAUUGAUAUCGUGAUGCCAAUCCAGUCCAGAGAACCUAAAGUUCUCUGGAUUUCACCUAGUUUUUGAUUAUUUAUUUUUUACAAUUAAAAUAAAUCCAUUGAUAGGAUCAGUAGAAAAAUUAA